Mytilus trossulus (common blue mussel) is the source of this 4985-nucleotide messenger RNA. RefSeq lists its product as uncharacterized. NCBI's taxonomy places the organism in Eukaryota, Metazoa, Mollusca, Bivalvia, Mytilida, Mytilidae. The record is from RefSeq and is a predicted model, not a curated record. Gene Ontology annotation, molecular function: oxidoreductase activity, acting on the CH-OH group of donors, NAD or NADP as acceptor. Bases 163 to 1500 code for a protein of 445 amino acids. The transcript is spliced from 9 exons.
UAAUUGCUAGCUAUCAUUCAUUGUCGGACAUAUUCGUAGUAUUGUUUGUUUACCAGUAUUGUUUCUGUAAACACCUUUUAGCCAGGAAUUUCAUAUCAUAAGAAUUGUAGAGACACACCAGUGAGCAUUCUUAAAUAUAAUUGGAGUCCUUUAUAUGAUAGGAUGUCUUCAAUAGUCCUAGUCACUGGAGCCACUGGCUUUAUUGCUUCACAUAUUGUUAAACAAUUACAAGAGGAUGGCUAUCAAGUGAGGGGGACAGUGAGGAGUUUACAGGACGAGGAAAAGGUCAAACGUCUCAAUGAACUCUGUCCAGAGGCGGAACAUAAACUUGAAAUAGUUGAAGCAGAUCUCACAAAGCCAGAAUCAUGGGAGGCGGCCGUCAAAGACGUAAAGAAUGUUAUACACGUUGCAAGUCCGUUCCCAGCACAAAGUCCAAAGGAUGAAAACGAGAUUGUUCAGCCUGCUGUCGAAGGAACUCAAGCCGUUCUUAAAGCAUGUGUCCAAGCAAAAUCCGUCAAACGUGUAGUUAUAACAAGUUCAUGUGUUGCUGUUGGAUGGGGUCCAGCAGCGUUAGCAGCCGAUCCAAACAAAGUAUUUACAGAAGAAGAUUGGACAGAUCCAGAGAAAUUAGAUGCCUAUGGUAAAAGUAAAACUUUAGCAGAAAAAGCAGCCUGGGACUAUGUAAAAGAACUACCAGAUGAAGACAAAAUAGAACUAGCAGUAAUAAAUCCAGCUUAUGUGAUGGGUCCCGUUAUAAAUGGAUCACAAUGUACAAGCCUAGAGAUUGUAAAAAGACUUUUGGAAAGAGAAAAACCCUUCUGUGCUAAACUUAACUUCGCAGUGGUCGAUGUAAGAGACGUGGCUGCUGCCCAUAUUAAAGCCAUGACACUAGAAGAAGCAGCAGGUAAAAGACACCUGAUUGUCAACCAGAAUAUUUGGAUGAAAGAAAUAGCUCAGAUUCUAGCUAAAGAAUUCAAACCACAAGGAUACAAUGUUCCAACUGCAAAUUGUCCUAACCCAAUUUUGUGGAUGACAAGCUUGUUUGAUAGAACCAUUAAGAUGAUUUUACCAAAUAUUGGCAAAGUGUACAAAUUUGACAAUUCUAGGAUGAAAGAUGUAUUAGGAAUUACCCCCAAAGAAAUAAAAGAGACACUGAUUGAUAUGGCAUACAGUCUGAUAGAAGUAGGUCUGGUAAAGAAAACUAAGAAAUACAAGGGUCCAAACGCUGGUACUGAAGGAGAAGAAGAAGAGAAAAAGGAGGAAGAAGAAAAGAAAGAAGGCGAGGACGAAAAACCAAAGGAAAAUGGUGACGUAAAAGAGGGUGGAGAGGAAGAUGAUCUUAAAAAGGAAGAAACCAAAGAAGACCAGAAGAUCGAAGAUGUAAAGGAUGAGGAGAAAAAAGAAGAAAAAGAACCGGAAGAAAAGUCUGAGGAGAAAAAAGAAGAGAAACCAGCAGAGGAAAAAGCAGAUGAAGGUUCAACAGAGGAGAAAAAGGAGUAACACAUUCAUAUAAUUAUAUUUUUGACAUUAUUCAAAGGACAAAGUAAGCAUGGAUGUUCAUUAUUUAUCAUGUACUUGUAUAUUUAUUAAUUUAUUCAUUUCUAAGAAGGAAUGCUGUGUACGAAUCUAAUUCAUGUUUAAGCAUAAUAAACAACAAUACUUAUGUUUCAGAUACAUAUUUGUAUUGUUUAGGACUUAUGCCAAUGGCAUUUCUCCGUACAAUUUAUGAAAAAUUAUCUGUUAAGUUUUUUUACAUGUGAUAUUUUGUCGGAAAAUCCAAACAGUAUUACAAAGUAUAAUAGGGAACUUAAAAAUGCUUAUCAAAGUCACACUUUAGUGUAUUAAUAAAGUGCAAACAUGAAUUUUAGUUACUGGUAGGGAAAAUUAAAAAGAAUUUCUGUAGAAAAAAGUAAUGCACAUGAUAAAUUUUGAGCUACAUUAUUGAUGAAGGUUGUAUUUUUUAGGAGCUGUAUGUGUUACUAUGUGAGAUCAAAUCAUUCUUAAAUCCAUUUACAUUAUUUUGAAUUUCUUCCAUUUGUCUUUGUUUUCUUUGUUUUAUAUACUAAAGAUCUUCUCGCAAGAUAUAUUGGACCAAAAACUUUUUGAUAGAACUUGCGAUGAAAUGUGUAAUUGAUUAUUACUACUAUGUAUGUACAUGUAGAUUUUGAACCAAUAUCUACUGAGAACAGAAUGAAUCAGUAAAAUUGGAAUGUGAAAGGAGGUAAAUAUUGAAAAAGAAUUAUGCUAGUAUUAUGAUAUGAAGACUGAAUACAGAUAGAUAAGUACAACAUAAAGUCUAUUCUGAUAAUAUAUACACCGCCUAGUAGUAAACUCAAUGUUAGUAGAAUUCUUUUGUAUAUGAUCUUAAAGACGGAUUCCGUCAAGCAAGAACUCGACAAAAGUUGUUCAUCAUGGUUUAUUGUUUUCUGUUGAGUUGUGUUAAUGCUUAAAGUGUUAAGUGAGAUCCAUGUACUAUCAUUAGGAAAUGUUAAAGGAGACAGUUCAUAGAUUUACACUCAAUUUAGUAUGCGUGAAUUUUAAUGUUAGUAUGAAGUUCACAUAAUCUGGAGGAGUUGGUGAAAUUUGUGAAUGUUCCUUUACAUUUUUCUAAUAAAAUUUUAUAAAUAUUUUUAUUUGUCACUUUUUGAUAUGAUAUAUAGUUAUACAUUUAUUUUCAUUCAUCACCAAGUAUGGUCAUCAUUUCGAAAGUGCUGCAAAUGGUUGUCAUGACAACAUUAAAUGCUUUUUAAAAGUUUUGCCUAAAUUAUUACAUUUUGGCAUUUUAUAAUUGAAUUAGUUUGUAUUUACAAAAAAUCUUUUUUACUUUAUUUUCUAAUAUAUUUAUAUAUAAAGACAAUUUUAAUAUACCAUAUUUUAAAAUAUUUUAUUUUCAUUAUUAUUGCUUUUAAAAAAAUCAGUGCCUAACUUUCUUUCAUUUCUGAAAUGUGUUUGCUAUAAUAACUAUCUAUAACAAUAGGAUGUAUAGACAUCUCAAGCAAUUGUGUAGUUCAUCUCUAGUCUCAAUAAAACAAUUCCAAUUCAAGAAUAAACGUUCUUGUAGUAAUAGCUCUAACUCUUGUCUGUAAUAUUUUCUCUCUUGUGAUAAUACUCAUGAACUGUGCAAUAUUUAUAUUCCAAUAUUAUAUAUAAAUUACAUGAAUAUUAGUAUAAUACUUGUAGUUUUAUAGGGUUUGAAAUAUAAUUGCAAAAUAGUUCAGACAUUCACUUUAUCUAAUAAAUGAGACAUUAAGGUUUUUAUAUCAAAUAUGUUUUGGGGAUUCUCAUAAGUUGUGAAUUGCCUAACUUAGAACGGUAGGAAUGUGCAUCUGUGAAAAAUCGAAUAAAAAGUAGAAAAGCCUCCAGUUAGAAUGCAAAAGUGUAUCACUACUUUAUAUAUUUCAUUUAAUAAGACAAUAAUAGUAGUACGAAUUUUUCAUAUUGUAAAAAUUCUAUUGAGUGGAAAGACACUAAAAACACAUUUCACAGAGAGUUCAAGGAACUAGAUUUAGAUAAUGAAUCGUAUGCCUUAAGAUGUUGUUGAUAAAGACACGUUGAAAUAUAGACCAUAAAGAAUUUGAAGCAUUUUGUUACCCAAACUUUCUAUGAUAAAAUUUAGAGAUAAUAUUAUGUUAGAUACUAGUUAUGUAGAAAAAUGCACUUUUUAUAUGAUUUGCACAUGUAGUUUUCAUUGCUUUGAUGCCAAAAUACACAUAAGAAAUGAAAUGAUAUUGAUUUUUAUUGAAAAGUAUAAAAUUGCUUUGAGUAGAUCAUAGCAUGCACACAUUGUUACAUUAAUGUAUAUGAUACAUUUUCAUUGUAUUUAAUUGCAAACAAUAUUUAUGUGAUGUAGUUGUUAUGAAUAUGCAAAAUGUUGCAUUAUACAAAUACAAAAUUUAGUAGUAUGUAUAAUCAUUUAGUCGCUGUUAUAAACUAGUCAAUAUUGCCCGAUAUUUAUUGUUUAUUUUACAUCUUAAUGCACAUAUUACAAUAUAUCAUUUGUAUAUCUCCUAGAGGGUUAAUUGCACAUGCAAAUACUUAGCAAGUUAAGAAAAUUAUCUUGGAAUAUAUAAAUCAGUUUAAAAAAGUUGGGGUUUAAUUUCCAGAGGACAAAGAAAACUGUUGAUAAAAACUAGAUGCGUAGAUAAAAAAUAGUCUUACUAUGUUUUAAUUUUGGUAACCUCACUAAAUAAAUGAAUUUCGAAAAAUAAGUUCAUUUCAGUAAUAUGCACACAAAAUAUUCUGACAAGUUCCACUCCUUACACCGCCACAUAUGUUAUUAAUGUGUUUCUUUGUAACUGACACAAAAAGAACAUUGUCACAUUUAUUUGAUACACAAUUGUCCGUCUUCUUAUAUAUUCAUAAUAUGUAUUACUUUAUUGAUAUUGUAUCAAACUUCAUUAUAAAGGAUGAAAAAUAUAAAUUAGAUAUUCUCAUAACCCUCACAUCAAGUUUGUUGUUCAUAUGAGAAGAAUAAACUCAACAAUUCAAAUAUGACAAUAAAACACAGUUUUGAAAUAUGAAAAAUACUGGAAACUUGAUAUUAAUCUCUAAUGGGAGUAAUUUGGUUUAGUGAUUAACUUUGCUGUCUGCCGUCUAGUUUUUCUCUGUUUUAUACAAAAUUUCCAAUAAACGUAGCUGUAUUUUUUAUUUUGUGAAAUUAUAUGAUAGCAAAAUGUAAUAAAGUCCAAAUAAAAAAAUAAAAUGUAUGAAAACAUUGAAAUAUCUCGAUUGAUGACAGCAGACAAAUUAAUUAGAAAAUUAACUUGUACGAUACCAUUUGUGUAUUCCAAACUUAGUUAUAUUAAACCCUUAAAGCUGUUUGUUAAUCAAUAAUAUGAUAUAUGUAAACGUUUCUUUUGCUUGAGAGUAGACUUCAUUAUUGGUACCUAAUUUGCUUGACAAUGCAUUGCUGGAUAUCAUUAUUGUCUGCUCAAAACUACUUAUUGUGCAUUUUCUGUGAAGAAAAAUAAAAUUUGUAAAAGAAA